UUCAAUGUCAAAACUUUACAUGAUCAAUACUAAUUUCAAUCAUAUUUGUUUUGUUAUCACAGACCUCCCCUUUGACCCCUGCUAUAAAUUUACUGUACUGGACGAUCCGCUGAGAUCCACGGGCAAUCCAUUUCUCUCUGAAAAUUCAUGUGACUCUUCUAUCAGCUGGUUCGGCUGGUAUCGUCUCUUCAUUAAUGGUCAGAGUGUUCAGAUGCCAGACACAUGUGUUGAUAUAUGGAGUUGUGGCGCAAGUAACCCAAUGUGGCUGAGCGGAGGACAUCCAACAGUUCAGGAUGGAGUGGUCACUCGAAGUGUUUGUGGUUCCUUUAGCUUCGACUGCUGCUUUUACAAGUCCAAUCCUAUUAAAGUCAAAGCCUGUCCGGGAGGUUAUUAUGUCUAUGAGUUAGUUAAGCCGUUGACCUGCAGUUUGGGCUACUGUGCAGGAACAGGAAUCUUCUACACAUUAAUUUCAGGAGCAGGAUACUCAACAAAUCCUCUUUCCGAUGAUGGAAGCUCCCCUGUUAUUCCACUGCUGAGUCCAUUUCAGUUCUUUAGCCGCACAUACCAGCAGAUUUACGUUAAUAAUAAUGGCUUCCUCACAUUCAGCCAGGCUUCAUCACAGUAUGCUCCCGACUCAUUUCCAGCUAAUGGAAGUCAAGAUAUAAUUGCUGGACUCUGGACUGACCUUGAUAACAGCAUAUUAGGAGUCGUGUCUUAUAAUCAGUACACCAGUGGAAGUGUUCUCACUCGCGCCACUCAGGAUAUCAACAAUUAUUUCCCAAAUCUGAACUUCACUGCUUCUUGGGUCUUUGUUGCAACAUGGAAUAAAGUGUCUUACUACAGCUUGAUCAGCACAGAAUCAUCAUUUCAAGUGGUUUUGAUUUCAGGCGGUAAUUAUUCAUUUAUCCUGAUGAAUUAUGGGGACAUUGCUGAAACAGGACAUCCAGUGAAGGCUGGUUAUGACACAAUCAACUCUACAAACUACUUUGUGAUUCCUGGAUCAGACAGCGGAAGCUCCAUCUCAAAUCUCAAGACCUCCAGUAAUGUUAAUGUCACAGGCCGAUGGGCCUUCAGGGUGGACAGUGGACCAAGAAACAUCAUCUUGAAAAACACUGUUGCUGGAAUUCAAGUGAGUUUUUCCUCAGUUUUGGACCUCACACAGAGUGGAAACGUUCAAUUUGUUUUACAGCGAGUCAAUCAGGAGCUGGUCAAAUAUGGUUUGCCAAACAACACAGUGCUGAAAUUAAGAAAACUGCUGAGGAUAUAUCCGUAAAUAGGCUCCUUUAAAAAGGAG
Danio rerio (zebrafish) is the source of this 1294-nucleotide messenger RNA. The record is from RefSeq and is a predicted model, not a curated record. Lineage: Eukaryota; Metazoa; Chordata; Actinopteri; Cypriniformes; Danionidae.